AUGAAAAGAAUGAAUUUGAACCAUAUAUCUCGAUCAUCGAACCCUUUACACAUCGAUCGAUCGUCGCCAAUUCAGAUUUUUAGUUUUAAAAUCAUUUUCUUGGUGAAGGGUCGAUUCGACAAAGUUAAAAACGACUGGUCAGAAUGUGGUGUUAUUGAUAAUGAUUCUGAUCUUGACCUCCAAAUGCAAAGGUUGAAUUAUUGUUUUCAUAGAAUCUACAAUGUUAUGGUCAGUAUCUGUCUAUCUUUUCUUCAUAUCAAAAUGAUGCCAAAGUUAGUUACUGAUUCUUUCUUAAGCACUGAACCAACGACGAUGUUGUAUAAUAAGCAAAACCAAUCAAAAACAAAAAGAACCAAACUAAAUAGAAUCGCUUCCAAAGUCGAUGAUAUCAAGUUUGCUCAAACGCACAUAGUAGCACCUGAAGGCAAAAAAUGGAUCAACAAGAAUGAUAAUGUUGAGGUAAACUUGCAUUUGGUUGGUGGUAGAGAUACACUUCUUAUGGUUAAAUACUCUGGUGUUGUUGCUCUACCAAAGAAUAGAUUGCCAUCAAUUAAAGUGAUCAACCAAAAGUACACCAAGGAGUUAUAUCUAAAUGAUCCGUCGCAAUUCCCAGCGUCUUUAGAUAACCAAAUUAAUCCGAUGGAACAGCUAAACAGCUACUAUACAGUUUUAAUACCUAGAGAUCUCAUUGCCAAUGGAGUCAAGAUCGUUGUUAGCAGUCAUCCCAGUGGAUCUAUCUCACCGAGGAUCGGUAGAAAUGGAAUGUUCAAAGUACUUACGAUACCAAUGUUUCUAUUUGGUGCGGCACCAUCGUUGAUUGCAGGAGGAGCAAUAAAAGAGGUUAGAUCUUACCGACCAUCAGGAAUUGAAGAGAUGACGUUGGAGUCAUUGCCAGUAUCGGAAAUGGAAUUUCAAUCUAGAUUCAAACUGACAUGGCCUGUUCAUGUAAAGAUACCUUCCAAUGGUAACCAAGCACAGCUAAUCAGUAGUUUCGAAACGGAACCAAUGGAUUUUCUGAAAUCAAUGACACCUUUCUUUGUUGAGCUAAGAAGAGCUUUAGGUUUUAGAAAUUCAGAUACAUUUUUACAUAUUCCUAUAAUAGCUAAUAGGAAAACAGGUGAACAAGUUCAGAUUAGUAUGGGAAUAGAGAUAGAUAAUGUAAUGUGCACUUUAAAUUAUUCCGAUCCUUAUGUAUUUCUCCAUGAGUUGGCACAUGCAAUGGGUGCCAAGCAUUACAGUGGUGAUUCACCUUAUCACGAGUAUUUAGAAGGAUCGUCUUGGGGAUAUAAUUCUAGAAUCAACAAGUUUAUUCCAAAUUAUAUUGACCAUGAAGAUGAUCAUUUCUAUUGUCAAAAUGGAAGUGAUGGUAAAUGUUAUCUAUAUGAUAUAAUGAAUUCAAUUGGAAAUAAUGGUGCAAAAGUAAUGUUUUCUGAUUAUGAAAUCGGUGUCAUUCAAAACAAUCUUGAGAUGGAGGAGGUAAACAAGAGGUAUAUGCACUACGAGAAUGGAAACUACUAUAAAUACAACAAUGAAAAGGUUGGUUAUGAAAAGUAUAUUUAUAACGAUGAAAACGGUCGGUAUUUAGAUGGAGGUUUACCACUCGCUGCCAAUAGAGAUCGUCCAGUCUAUGCCAUCGUUAUUACACACAAUACAGGAAGCUUCUCUGCAUGUGGACAAGAUUGUAACAAGAUAUUUCCACUGGUAAAGAUAGAGAGUGGUCAUUUGUUACGGUAUAUCGAUCCUUCCGACAGAAAACAAUUAGAAAUGGUGAAUCCCGAUCUCAAUGGCGAGUACCGAUCGUACUGUGUCGAGUCUGGAUGUGACUAUACUCUGGUGGCAACAUACUCUGAUGGCACCACCAUAAAGAAGUUACUUCAAAGAGGAAUAAGAGCUUUUAACAAUCCAAGUGGUCAAGUCCAACAAACCUACUGUGAUCCCUACAAUCCAACCAGUAUUCAUUUCAUCGUUGAGACGAUACCUGCCGAUAAACCACUCUCUCAAAUCGAGCUCUAUUGGACUCCAUAUGGAUUUAGAAAUUUGUUUGACAAAGACUCAUCCGAUUUAAUUAUUUCUCAGAAAUUUUAG
Molecule: messenger RNA, 2085 nt
Organism: Heterostelium album PN500
Lineage: Eukaryota; Evosea; Eumycetozoa; Acytosteliales; Acytosteliaceae
Exons: 5
Coding region: 1-2085 (694 amino acids)
Molecular function (GO): metalloendopeptidase activity
Source: RefSeq, a predicted model, not a curated record